AUGGAGAUAAUGGGCUUCAUGUGGGCUCUGAUUGUUAUUAUCAGGGAUACUCCACAUCUCAUCCAAACAGUUCAGCCGCUAUAUCAAUUUAUUAGUCGGUCCAGAGGUUGGAGUGGGGGAGCGGGUGCUGGGAAUGAAAGUCAGUCACAUCUAACACAUCCUCAUAUCAUUUUGAAGAAAGAAAGUCUCGAUGAGUACGAGUGUCCGCACGAAAGAAAGCAUAUCAACGAAUCCGACGUUAAUUACAUUGACAACGAUCUCAACACCGAAAGCCACAGUCGUUAUCGACGUUCAGCCAAAAGUGACGGCCAGGAGAGCAAAGAAGAAGACAAUGCCAUCGACACGAGUCUAACCGUCGAGACGGCGGUCUUCAUCGACGAAACGCUAUAUACACUAAUGAAGCGCACGUUUCCCACGGAUACCGAGCAACAGAUCGUAACCUAUGUCUUGACGAUCAUGAAUGCCGUACAACUGCUCUUCAAACAGCCCUCAUUGGGUCGCACUGUCGACAUCUCAGUCGUUCUCAUGGAUAUACUUAAACAACAGCCCAGAGACUUGGCCUCGUCUGACAAUAUCGACACUUAUUUGACAAACUUCUGCGUUUGGCAGCACAAGAAGCGAUCCACUAGUCGAGGACUAACACCUCGAUGGGAUCACGCUUUACUAUUAUCAGGUAUAAACAUGUAUGUCGUGGACAGUUUGGGCCGUAAGAAGCGACAUGUCGUCGGUUUGGCGCCCGUCAGCGGAAUGUGUAAUUCACUCAAUAGUUGUACGAUAUCUGAAGGAACCAGUUUUCAAACAGUAUUAGUCGCGGGACACGAAAUGGGGAUGGAACACGACGGCACACAAGACGGCAACUCUUGCAAUAACGACAACUUUGUAAUGUCGCCCACUUUGGGGGCCGGGAAGACAACGUGGUCGUCGUGUAGUCGCGAGUAUCUCAAUAAGUUUGUGCGGUCGAGUCAGGCCAGUUGUAUAAUCGGGUCGAGUCAACACAUAAACAUAAUCAAUCAAUUCAUUCCGGUCGACAAACUUCCCGGACAGGCCUUCAAUGCCGACCAACAGUGCGCUCUGCGGUUCGGCGCCGACGCCCGACACUCCUCUAUACAGCCAUUGGAAGAGAUCUGUCGUUUGGUUCGUUGCGACACCGGUUCCGGUCGUAAUGCUAUUGCAUUUCACGCACACCCGGCCCUCGAAGGCACCACUUGUGGCCAUAAAAAGUGGUGUCGAGAGGGGCGUUGCGUUCAUCAAGAGCUUCACAUCAAGAGCUCUGUCUAUCAAUCAGUGAUAUCGACGACUGAAUCUCAGCCCCAAAGCAAAGUGAUUGACGGCGGAUGGAGUGAAUGGUCUCAUUACAGCCCGUGUCGGUCCGAGUGUGUAACUCAUGCCAACAGAAAUCCAAUGGGAGUUAUGGUGUCGAAGAGGAGGUGCGAGAAUCCAAUGCCUUCUAAUGGGGGCAAAGAAUGCGAUGGAAGUGAUAAACGGAUCAAACUAUGCGAUGCCAGUCAGAUAUAUUACAAGAGCUCUUCCACUCUAUUCUCCUAUUCGUACCGAAACAUAGCGGUCGAGGAGUAUAUAAGCGACACGUGUAGGUCUGCGGCCAUCAGGAACACCAAUCUGGAACCCAAAGGCACACAAUAUCCCAGCUAUGAUUCGUCUCAUUCGUGUUACGUUUGGUGCCAUAAGAAGGGCGGCGGUUAUAUGACACAGGGCUGGAAAGUGCCCGACGGGACCCCAUGUGGUCAGGAGAACGGCCGCAAUAAUAACCGAUUCUGUUUCGACGGCGAGUGCCGUCACUUUGAUUGCAAUGGUUUGAGUAAAAGCCACGAAAGCGCCGAACGAUGCACUUCCAGUUCAAGUGAGGCCAACAUUUAG
Medioppia subpectinata is the source of this 1875-nucleotide messenger RNA. The record is from the annotation of a GenBank genome assembly. NCBI's taxonomy places the organism in Eukaryota, Metazoa, Arthropoda, Arachnida, Sarcoptiformes, Oppiidae.